Molecule: messenger RNA, 2046 nt
Organism: Cajanus cajan (pigeon pea)
Lineage: Eukaryota; Viridiplantae; Streptophyta; Magnoliopsida; Fabales; Fabaceae
Product: protein NRT1/ PTR FAMILY 4.6
Biological process (GO): transmembrane transport
Cellular component (GO): membrane
Molecular function (GO): transmembrane transporter activity
Source: RefSeq, a predicted model, not a curated record
UCCUGUUCGCUUUCUUUUGAAUCGACUUAAUUUCUAGAGGUUUCUUCUAUCAUAUUUUUGAUGAUGCAGGAAAAGUCUGAGGCUGUUGAUGUGAAAGAGGAAGUAGAGUUUCAGCUGGUUGAUGAAAAUAAAGUGGAUUGGAAAGGAAGACGAGCUCUUAAAUUCAAAUAUGGCGGGAUUACUGCUUCUUUGUUCAUACUAGCUAUGCUUAAAUUCGAGACAUUGGGAACAUUUUCUCUAGUUGUGAACUCAGUGCCAUACUUCAAUGGAAUAAUGCAUUAUAGUGUACCGGAUGCAGCUAACAUGCUGACCAACUUCAUGGGUACUAGUUACAUACUCGCCAUUCCUGUGGCUAUCGUUGCUGACACAUGGAUUGGCAGAUAUACAACUGUUUUAUUUGCUGCCUUCUUUGAGUUUCUAGGACUUGUUUUGCUUACAGCACAAGCACACUAUCCAAGCCUUAAGCCACCCUUUUGCCCCAACGUUUAUGCUGGCUGUGAAAAACCAAAUGGUGGCCAAGAAGCUUUACUCUACAUUGGCCUAUACUUGUUGGCAUUUGGCAGUGCUGGAGUGAAAGCAGCACUACCAUCACACGGUGCAGAUCAGUUUGAUGAAACGGACCCUCAGGAAUCAACCCAAAUGUCCACCUUCUUCAACACUCUCUUGCUUGCUAUUUGCUUGGGUGGUGCAAUCAGCUUAACCUUCAUUGUGUGGAUACAAACCAACAAGGGAUGGGAUUGGGGCUUUGGUAUUGGUGCCAUUGCUAUAAUUUUGGGUAUCUUGGUCUUUGCAGCUGGAUUCCCACUAUACAGAUUUCGUGUUCGUCAACAAACUAAUGCUUUCAUUGAGAUCAUACAGGUCUACGUUGCUGCAAUCCACAAUAGAAAUCUUCCUCUUCCUGAAGAUCCAACAGAACUAUACGAGAUUGAACAGGAUAAGGAAGCUGCUGAGGAAAUAGAGUUUCUACCUCAUAAAGACAUUCUCAGGUUCUUAGACAGAGCAGCAAUCCAAAUAAAUCAUGGUGUGCAAUCUGAUCAAUCACCAAACCCAUGGAAACUUUGCAGGGUUACCCAAGUAGAAAAUGCCAAAAUUGUUCUUGGCAUGACCCCAAUAUUCUGUUGCACAAUUAUAAUGACCCUUUGCCUAGCUCAGCUCCAAACCUUUUCAAUCGCACAAGGCUACACCAUGGACAACACUUUCACCAAGCAUUUUAAGAUCCCACCCGCAUCCCUCCCAAUCAUACCAAUUAUGUUCCUAAUCAUCAUUGUCCCCAUCUAUGAUCGCAUUUUUGUACCAGUUAUGCGCAAAAUCACUGGCAUUCCCACAGGCGUCACACACUUGCAACGCAUAGGAGUUGGUCUAGUACUCUCUUGCAUAUCCAUGGCUGUGGCUUCAAUUAUAGAGGUGAAAAGGAAGAGAGUGGCCAGAGACAACAACAUGCUUGAUAAUGUGCCAAUAGUUAUGCCACCAUUGCCCAUAAGCACAUUUUGGCUCUCUUUUCAGUACUUUAUAUUUGGCAUAGCUGACAUGUUUACCUAUGUGGGGCUUCUUCAGUUUUUCUAUUCAGAGGCACCAAAGGGGCUUAAAUCUACUGCAACAUGCUUCCUUUGGAGCUCAAUGGCACUUGGGUAUUUUGCUAGUACCAUAGUGGUAAAAAGUGUGAAUGGAGCCACCAAGCAUAACACUAGAAGUGGGGGCUGGUUAGCAGGGAACAAUAUUAACAGAAACCAUCUAAAUUUGUUCUACUUGUUCCUUUCCAUAGUGAGCUUGAUCAACUUCUUUAUCUACUUGUUAGUUUCAAUGAGGUACAAGUACAGGUCUCAAAGCCUUAAUCCAGUCCCUGAUGGCAAAUCAAAGAAGUAAAUAUGGGGAAGAAAAAAGAGGCAAUGGCUCUAUUGCGGGUUUGUUUGACAAAACAGAGAACUAUGGUCAUUUCUUUUCUUCAUAAUUUGGAUUGCAUAGUCUCAGACUUUCAUUAUGUGUAAAUUAUGUUCCCCAUGCCUCUAGGCAUAACUGAUUUUCAUUUUGCUUUUCUUUUUAGACUCA